AUGAGCAAUAAAGGGCUGUCUGACAGAGAACUUCAAGAAAUUAUUGAAAAUUUGUCUGAUGUCGAUAACGAACCCUAUGACAUCAAUUAUUCUGAGUGGGAAUCUGAAUCAGAAGACGAUAUUGUAUCUGUAGCAAGCGAAGUACCUGACAUUCAACAUGACGACAAUGAGGGAAUUGAAAAUGUGACUAAUGAAAUACAAUCACUAGUUUUUACUGGCAAAGACGGAACGGAGUGGUCACAUGAGCCUGAUCGUACUGGGCGCACAAGGGCUUGUAAUAUAAUUACGACUCAAUUACAUAAGGUGCGUCUUCCACCAGGUAAACUUCUAGAAGAACCAGUUGACUGUUUUUAUUUGUAUAUGACAAAUGAAGUCGUAGAAAAAAUAGUCAAUUUUACAAAUUCUGAAGCAACUCGCGUCUUAUCCCCUGAUGCAAAAUGGAAAUGUUGUGAUAAGAUAGAGAUGUAUGCAUUUUUUGGACUGUUGUUCACUGUCGGUCAUUUGAAAUGCAACAACACAAGUUAUGAUGUUUUAUGGAAUUCUAUUUAUAGGCCGCCAUUCUUCCGAGCAACCAUGGGCUUGAAUAGAUUCAAAACUCUUUUACGCUUUAUAAGAUUUGAUAAUAAAGAAACCAGAUUUAAACGCCGUGAAAAUGACAAGCUCGCCGCAAUCCGCGACAUAUGGAACGUAUUUUUGAACGCUGCCCGUUCAAACAAUAUAUGCCGUCGAAACCGGAUAAAGAUGGCAUGA
Diorhabda sublineata is the source of this 750-nucleotide messenger RNA. RefSeq lists its product as uncharacterized. The transcript has a single exon. The record is from RefSeq and is a predicted model, not a curated record. NCBI's taxonomy places the organism in Eukaryota, Metazoa, Arthropoda, Insecta, Coleoptera, Chrysomelidae. Bases 1 to 750 code for a protein of 249 amino acids.